This is a messenger RNA of Agrilus planipennis (emerald ash borer), 3034 nucleotides long. It is a transcript of the gene brat, whose product is annotated as brain tumor protein. NCBI's taxonomy places the organism in Eukaryota, Metazoa, Arthropoda, Insecta, Coleoptera, Buprestidae. Gene Ontology annotation, molecular function: translation repressor activity; mRNA 3'-UTR binding; protein binding. The transcript is spliced from 3 exons. The coding region runs from base 321 to 2780 and encodes 819 amino acids. Gene Ontology annotation, biological process: negative regulation of translation. The record is from RefSeq and is a predicted model, not a curated record.
CGCAGCUGUCCCUCACGUGGCUCCAUCCCUUCCAGCAACCGGCACAACGGUCCGCGCCAAGCUUCAUCCAUUGUGCCGCGACACACCGAAGUUGAGAGCUGUGUAUCGACCGCUUGUUUCAUCGUCGUAGUCUGUUGUGCAUAUUUAUAUUGUUGCUCGUUUGUUAAUGUGUGUUGUUAUAGCCGCCCAUUGAAUAAUAUUGUUAUCGUCAUUAAUAAUUUUUCUUGUCGACUUGUAAAGGAUCGCAUGGCGACUAGAAGGUGAGGACCGUGUAGAAAGCCUUUGUAUGAAUUGUUUGUUCGGAUGACGGUUGAUUGAAGAUGGCCUCACCGACACCCUCAUUAGAAUCAUUACCAAGAGCAAAUUCAGUUGGAUCUUUUGGAGAACAAGCAGAUUACUUAUCAUUUUCGCCAUUGGCAGAUUCCCCUUUAACAGUAAGCGGUUCAUCUCCUCCCGUUUCGGAUUCCGUAGACCGCGACAGCGAUCCUUCAGAUCUCCAUUGUUUACAGUGCAAAGAAGUGGUCAACGAUCCUAAACUUUUGGCCUGUUUUCACACAUUCUGUAGUAAUUGUCUUGAUAAAAGCAAGUUCACGUGCCCUCGCUGUCAAUCAGAUUCGAUUGAGGGUUUCAUUAAUAAUCUCUUACUGAAUUCAUCCGAAUCUAACGAAUCUUUCGUCCCCAGUGUACGUUGCACCGGGUGUAAAACUAAAAAACUAGACGCAGUUGCCCGCUGUGUCGAUUGCGUGAAUUAUUUAUGUGAAAACUGUGUCAUGGCGCAUCAAUUCAUGCACUGUUUCGAGGGCCACAGAGUGCUCAACCUGACCGAACUAAAAGAAGAGACCAAGAAUGGAAUCAUCACAAAUACUUUGACAAACGGAGGCCUAGCCAACAGCAGCGAGAAAGGCACUCUGUGUCCACGACACAAAAGUGAGAUUUUGAAAUAUUUCUGUCGCACUUGUGCAGUGCCUAUAUGCAAAGAAUGCUGCACGAUGGAGCAUCCCGCCGGCUUACACGAAUACGAGCAUAUUAGCGAAGCGGCCCCGAAGCAGUUGGAAGCAAUUACACAUGCUAUCCAGGAGGCUAAAGCUAAAGCCACAGAUAUCAGGAAUGUUCUAAAGAACGCCGAGCACGCGUCCAGUAGAUUACAAGUACAAUAUCACAAAGCACAAAAUGAAAUCAACGACACUUUCUUAUUCUAUCGAUCGAUGCUGGACGAACGUAAGCAAGAACUGUUAAAAGAAUUAGAAAGUGUAUUUUCUGCUAAACAAAUAGCCUUAGGAGUGGCGUCUCAAAAAGGCCAAGACGCAGUAGAACAAAUUUACAAAACUUGCGAAUUCGUAGAAAAGCUAAACAAAUGUGCAAGUGUUGUUGAAAUUCUUAUGUUUAGGAAACUGCUAGAUAGCAAACUCCAAAGCUUGUUGAGUUUUAACGUAGAUCAAAGUGUUCAAUCUGCAUGCGAACUUGAAUUCGUCUCGAAUUAUCAAGCCAUUCAAGUGGGUGUUAGAAACACAUUCGGCUACGUGAGAUCAAAUUCUGAGGUAUCAGUGGGACCUAGCAAACAGCCACCCAUCGCAAGGCCCACGGGAGGAUCGAGUUCAAGCGGAAGCAGCGUUAAUGGUUCUUCAGGAAGCAUAAAUGGCGGUGGCAUACACUGUUCGUUUUCCAUGACAAAUUGUAGUCAAUCUACAUCACCGUUCGAAUCGAACAUUAUUUCCAAACGAUUCAGCAGUGCCAAUAGUUUAGGCCCCUUUUCAACCACAAUUAGCGAUCUUAACUUGAACAGCAUAAAUCCUUACGAAAAAUGGUCUAAUGGUGGAUCAGACAGUAUCUUCCAAAACGGUACAGCAGAUCCAUACUCUCUCACUUCUGCUGGCACCGACCCUAUGUUAGAUCUUACUUCCAAACUUAUUUCUGCGCCUAUAUUUCCACCUAAGUCGCAAAUAAAACGCCAAAAAAUGAUCUACCAUUGUAAAUUCGGAGAGUUCGGAGUAAUGGAAGGCCAGUUCACUGAACCAAGUGGCGUGGCCGUGAACGCACAAAAUGACAUAAUAGUGGCCGACACCAAUAAUCACAGAAUUCAAAUUUUCGACAAAGAAGGGCGAUUCAAGUUUCAGUUCGGCGAGUGCGGUAAACGCGACGGUCAGUUACUUUAUCCCAACAGAGUUGCUGUCGUCCGCACUUCCGGAGACAUAAUCGUUACCGAGCGUUCUCCUACACAUCAAAUUCAAAUUUAUAACCAGUAUGGUCAGUUCGUUCGAAAAUUUGGAGCUAAUAUCUUGCAACAUCCGCGCGGCGUGACAGUUGACAAUAAAGGUUGUAUUGUUGUGGUGGAAUGCAAAGUAAUGCGCGUCAUCAUUUUCGACCAAACCGGGGCAGUGUUACAAAAAUUCGGUUGUUCCAAACAUCUCGAAUUUCCGAAUGGUGUUGUGGUCAACGACAAGCGGGAAAUUUUCAUAAGCGAUAAUAGGGCUCACUGCGUGAAAGUGUUUAAUUACGAGGGGGUGUAUCUACGCCAAAUCGGUGGUGAAGGAAUUACAAACUAUCCCAUCGGUGUGGGAAUCAACGCUUCCGGCGACAUCCUCAUCGCCGACAAUCAUAACAACUUCAACCUCACGAUUUUCACCCAAGACGGUCAAUUGGUAUCCGCUCUCGAAAGCAAAGUAAAACAUGCGCAGUGUUUCGAUGUGGCACUAAUGGAUGACGGAUCCGUCGUAUUGGCCAGUAAAGACUAUCGAUUGUACAUUUACCGGUACGUCCAGGUUCCCCCAAUUGGUCUCUAAGUUUUGACAACGCUCUCUGACGUGCGGACUCCCUACCACUGUUAUUGUUCGUUUCGCAACGUUUAAUUUUUAAUCUGCCAAUGUAACAUAUAUUUUCGGAAUUGUUAGAUAACUUACGAUAAACACGAAUCGAAUUUUCUGUGCCUCAUAAUACAAAACAGCGUGAUGCUUCACGUUACAUACAUAAAAAAGGCCAACAAUUAGUUUUAGAAGUUUAAAUUAUUUAUUUUUGCGUGAGAACAGCAUAUUUAAUU